Molecule: messenger RNA, 6874 nt
Organism: Poecilia latipinna (sailfin molly)
Lineage: Eukaryota; Metazoa; Chordata; Actinopteri; Cyprinodontiformes; Poeciliidae
Gene: tmem198aa
Product: transmembrane protein 198aa
Exons: 7
Coding region: 749-1924 (391 amino acids)
Biological process (GO): positive regulation of canonical Wnt signaling pathway
Cellular component (GO): plasma membrane; cytoplasmic vesicle
Source: RefSeq, a predicted model, not a curated record
UUGGCCACGAGUCACCAAACCCAUUCGUUCCCAUACACUCUCAUGAAUAGAUCCUAACGUCCCCCCUACUGCGCUGAGGGAAUGGUUCAACCCGCUGAGAGGGAGAGAGAGGGAGACUGUGCGCACAAAGGAAGUCCACAUUCUGAUGGUUCUGAAUGGAGAUAAUUGGGUACAUGAUGUAAACACGGAAUAAAUAUCGAAAGGCAUCGUUCCAUUUUUUUUUUUUUUUUUUGCACCCCCCUCUCCGUCCAUCCGCCGCAGUUGUCCAUUAAAGGUGUUUAAUAAUAUAUGAGGUCGUAGCUAUACUGGCUGCGCGUCUGUCUGUCUGUCUGUGCAGAGAAAGAAAGGCAGUCAGAGAGUGGGAAACUGAAGCCAAGAGUGAAGGAAAGGGAAGAGGAGUUGAGCUUUGUUUCAUCCUCGCUUUGGUGAGGUUUCUGGAGUUUCCCGCGUGCUUUGGAGACGUGAUGUUGGACUGGAAAAGCUAACCAAGUUCGACGAGGGACGGGGAUUUUUUCUUUUUCUUUUGCGCUUUGGAGCUGCGAAAAAUGACAAUAGAAGAGAACGCCAAUAUGUUGCAUUUCUGAGUGCCCCCUCUCCAUCACCCCUUUCUACACGCCUCCUGUUUGUAGGCAAACACGUCUCCAUGGGUGAGGUCCACUGAGCCAGGAAUCCCUGUGUCUCUCACCCCUCCCUGCCUUCCUUGCUACCCUUAAACCGUCCCCCACACCCCCUCUCAAGAGGAGCCACAAUGACUUCCACCAGCCAGCUUCUGGGUUUAGCCGAGAUGGGCCUAAAGUGUGACCAGGAGAUCGAGAGGAGGUAUGAGAUUGUGCCCUCAGUGGUCUGCUCCAUGUGCUGCCUCUUUGGAAUCAUCUACUGCUUCUUUGGCUAUCGGUGCUUCAAGGCAGUGUUGUUUCUAACAGGCCUGAUGUUUGGCUCUGUGGUCAUCUUCAUGCUGUGCUACAAGGAGAGAGUGAUGGACACUCAGCUGAGCGUAGAGGCGUCUGUCGGUAUUGGCCUGGGCAUUGGGACACUGUGUGGCCUGGUGACCAUGUUGGUCCGCAGCGUGGGCCUUUUUAUGGUAGGCCUGCUGCUGGGCCUGCUGGUUGGAGUUGCAUCACUUGUGGUUAUGGAGGAAUUCUAUCACCCCAAAACAGUGUGGGUUCCUCUGGGAAUCCUUCUGGGCUCUGGGACAUUGUUUGCAGUCCUCACUCUUCAGUGGCAACGGUGCUUCGUCACCUUCUCCACGGCAACAUUUGGCUCUGCCAUCAUCACUGUCACAGUGGAUUACUUUAUAGAGCUGUUUGCCUUGGUGCACUACAUCUAUGAGAGACUCAAGGUGGCACCAAAGAAGCCUGUCUGCUGGUUCACCUGGGUCAUCUUAGGGGUGUGGCCUGUCCUGACCCUCCUUGGAGUUCUGAUCCAAUGGAAAGUUACUGCAGAGGGAUUUUCUCACACAGAGGUGGUACUGAGUCGGCAGCAGCGGCGGGUUCAGCUCAUGCGAAUCCGACAAAGAGAGGAAAAGCUGAAAAAGGAGAAGGAGAACAAGAAGAAGAAAAAGCGUCAAAACCAGAAGACAGCCCCCAAGCAGAAGGCUCAUACCCAUCACAGCCACCAUCACCAGCAGUACCACCACCCAGUGGUGUCCCACGCUCAUCACCAAACCCAGAGCUCUCAGCAACCUAAGGUCCCUCCUCCUCCUUCGCAGACGGAACCCGGCUACCACCGCAAACCCAACCCCAAAAGACGCUUUGAUGGAGAUGUGCUGUCUCCGAGCUACAUCAGGAGUUUCAGAGACAGACAGACAGACAGACGGGCUUACUCCCACACUCGGAUGAGUCGCUCUCGGAUGGCUCAACUGGACUAUGACUGCGGCUCUCAAGUGCCUCUCACAGUCCCCAGUGGACCAGCAGUUCGGAUCUAAACACAUUCACUGUCACUGGCACCUUCAAAACUCUUGGACAGCAACAGAAGUAAAAGACUUGAAACAGCCCAGUCAACUGUUAGUUUACCCAACUGAAGAUUACCAUGUUCUGAUGAUUUGUAACCCAAAAUGGUUCCGUCUUGUUUGGUGUUUUUGCCGACAAUUUUUAUUAAUUUUUUUUUAGAAUGAUAAUGAACAAAGACUUUGGUUUUGGAGGGAGCACAAAUUGAUGGCCAUCAGAUUCUUCAUUUAGCGUCCAGUGAAGCUUUUGCUUUCCAUCGAGGCGCCGAAGGAUAAUGGAGCUGUUUCAUAUGUUAUCACACAAACCGUUUCAGUAAUUUUUCAGUGUGACCUGUUCUGGGAAGGGAAGAGGGUAUAUUUGUCAUACUCUGUAACGUCGCAGCUGAAAUGGAAUUGUGUGUAUUUUAGAGUAUCGGGGAAUUGCAACGUUUUUUUUUUGUUUUUUCUUCAUCUGUAUUCAGUAUCUCUACCUUCAAGGCAGUUAAAGGAUGACACACUUCACUUCAAGGGUUCUGAGGGGAGUGCUCGGUGUUAAACGCUAAAACAAACUGAAGGUACAAUGCAAACACUGAUCUAAAAGCUCUUACUGUUCUUUUUUUUUUCCCCACUUGGAGGUGUCUGUGUAAAGUAAGAUAUUUAUUUCACUAGGGUUAUUUUUUUUUUUUCCCAUCACAGCUUGUUAAAACAGAAAAUAGCAAGUGGCUUGGCAAAUCCUGUGGGUUUUUUAAGAGGGGGUGAAUUGUAGGUGUGAAUCGAACUGAGCGGUUCAAACCAAAGAGGGUUUUUUUUGUUGUUGUUGUUGUUGUUGUUGUUAAUUCCUCUUCUAAAUUAGUAUUGCUUUCUGCGUAUUGUGCCAUUCUCCAAGGCAGAUGUGUUCACAUCUCAUCACUGACCUUCCUCCAUGUUUGGUCCCAAAUGGUCUGCUUCUGUGUUUGAGUGGACACGUGAGCCCUACAGCUGAUGGGCUGGCCCAAUUAUUAGCAAACACGAGGGGGAUUCAUUUAAAUGUCAGACGCGCAUGCCGUACAAUACUCUUCCCCCUCCUGUUUUACCACAUACUGCUUCGCUUGAAAGGAUUAACUUCUGAAGGUUUUUCAUGACAUGUUAUGUAAUGAAGAGGAGGCCUUAAAGAAAGAUUAGCUCAUUGAAAAGAGGUAAGAAGAUGAAAGCAUUUGCAAAUGGCACCCUCUAAUGUUUACUGCUGGACCUGUCUUUUAGACUUUCUCUAUGUGUGUGUUUGUGUCAACAUAACUUUACACGGUACUCUAUUUUUAACUUAUGUAUUUCUUGCAAUCAAGCUGUUGAGCCACCGUCCAGAAAGGAGAGGUGGAUUUCGGUGUUUUACAUAAGGACGCCGUGUUUAACAUUAUUUUAUUUCCGCCUUACAGAAGCUGAGAUGUUUUUACACACGCACAAUUCCUUCUUAAGGAAAUAUUACAAUGAGUUAUGACAAAUGAUACUGCCAUAUAAUGCAAAAAUAAGAAAUGGAUUAAACUUGAUCCCUAAAAAUGUUGGAUUCCAUGGUUUGAAAUGUGAACAGAACAAAGCGGCGCAACAGUUAAACAUUCACGCACUGAUUUAAUAGUGUUUGACUGUUGCAGAUUUUGCAGUUCUUUCUUACAGGGGCACAAUUAAUUACGUUAUACUCCAUUAUUGCAUGACAAAACUCAUGUAAAACCUGUAUCCAUUGUGUUUGUGUCAUUGUUGCCAUGCGGAAACCCCAGAUUUCCAGCUUUUUUGGACCAAGGGUGCAUAAACACCUCUUUAUCUCUGUAUAUUUACGCUGUCCAAGUAAAAACCUUUGAAAGGACAUGUAUUGUUACUAGAUGGAUGCUUCAGAAUAUUUAAAGUAAGGUUCUGUUACAAGCAGUUGACAUCGUACCUCCAGUAGCAUAAAUCCUGAUUAGUUGAUCCCAGAGGCUGAAGCUAAUGGCCAGUCUGAGAGAGGCCAUGACCGAAGCAGACCUCCAAUCUCAAAACCAUCAUGGUGGUUUAUGUGGGUGCUAUUUUAUUAACGCUAUAACUGUCAUCAGGUUUGUGAUUACUUAUAAAGACAUCGGUGGUUAUUUUCACCGGAACAGGAGGUAGGAUGUGGUGCACCAUCAGCAAAGUUCCUGCAUUAAACAUGCUGAAGGUUAAAUAUGUAAAGCAUUUCUGGUCAAAAGGUAAAACUAUUUUCGGUAGUUUAGAAAAUGUUUUUAUUGAUUUUUACACUGACUCACUUUUCUAGUAGGUGGUUAAUCUGACAAGAUGCUGUAUAUGUGCAGUUCGCGGUGCAUGUUUUGUACAGGAGCAUCACUGUGACACCUCCCAUUUCCAUCAGCUGUGAAAACAAGCAGCCCGGCUAAAACAGAGUGACAGUUCAAAACAUGAUCAAAAGCUGCUUGCAUAAACCACUUUGAAGGUUUCGAAACUGGAAUGUUUUUAAUGUGGUACAAAUCCACUUUGGUCUGGGCUCCCCUCAGAUUACACUUUAGCUUCAGCCUCAUCAAGCAACUGAUUUUCAUGUAUAACUAAAUGACGAUGCGAAGAUGCUGUGGGUAAUUUAUUACCCACAGCAGACAACUGCAACUUCCUAACAAGAACUACUUUAAACCAAUUCUGAACUAUUUCUCUUUAAUUUAAACCACCUCCUGUUCUACUUUAUGGUAUUACUCUGAUGGUCUUUCACCGUAAUGUCUGUGAUAGUGUAACUUUAUUUUUGCUCGUACCUCAGUCCUCUUUUUUUAUGUCCUGGUUGUGUUUUUACUGUAGUGGUGGUGUAUGUUAUCAUAUGUAAAUGCUAAUCAUUGGCUCCUUUCUUGCUUGUAAUUGGUGGGGUGGGCUAAUAAUUAUUUUAUGUACAUUGCUUUGUCUUUUAUUUUUUCAUAUAGUACAAUAUUCAGCUACACUGAAUAUUGUACUAGAUAUUGUGAGAAUAUUUUGACUGUAGAUACUGACUUGUAAAUAAUCUUAAUGUGCAAAUAUUUGACUCGGUUUUAAUGUUUUUUAACAUUUUGUUGUGUUUCAUUUCUGCAGCUGAAUACUUUUAAUGGAGUAGACCUGUUAUGCUGUGAUCCUGCUGAAUGUUUUUUUUUUGUUUUUUGACCUUGUGUAAAUAUGUUUCUCAUUCUGCUGGUUGAGCCUGUGAUGAUGGAAUUCAGCCGACAAAUUUUAAACUUGGAAAUUUAAAUUUGGCUUUGAAUCGUCUUUUCCUCAAAGCCAUUCCAGCUGCAUGCCUGUUUAAAGCACAGAUUAGCAAUUACUGUGACAUGUUUUGGAAUCUUUCCAAAAACAUAUUCCUGGGUACAAAAUUAAAGACUUCCACAGUAUGCAAAUAACGAAUUAGGACAGAGGUUAGAAACCAAUGCUCUCCUUUGGAAUUAGAAUACUGGAAGCAAUAUGUAGGAAGAAAUCAUAAAGUAAGCUGACAUUACAGGAAGCAGAAGGUACAGUAGAAAUAAGUUGCCCUUUGCUGUUGACCUGCUACAUAAUGAGUGGGGCGUUUUUAGACAUAAGCUGCAAAAAAUGACUGCAGAAUAUUCUGUGUAAUGCAACUCACACUAAUUAUUGUAGUAGCCAUCAUAUUCUUUCUUUUUGAGCUCCAGUCUGUGCAGUUUCUUCUGUCUAAUUUUUCUUCUCGCAUCUUUUUCUGUCCAGAUAACCUUUUCAUUCAGUUUGCCGUUGUCAUUUCUCUUCUUUUCAGCCUGCAACACCAUCUCUCUCUCUCUUUCUUUCUCUCCUGUUCUUCAUCGAAUGCUCGUUUAUUGUCUGUUUCUAUUCUGUCUUCAACACUCACAGCCGUGGCCUUUUUUCAUCUCUGUUGACAUUUUCACUCCAGUGGUUUCAGAGACAAACGACACAGACUGCAAGUCUUGUUACUUUCUAAUCUGCUUUCAGCUGGAAACAAAGUGUGACCAGGGACAACUCAUUACCCGGCCAUUGUUCACAUUUCCCUCACUCCUGCAUCUGUUAGGGCACUGAUUGUUUCAAUUUCUCUCCCUCACAUUAAGUGAAUUAAAUGUUGAAGUAGCAGUGCCACGCUUGAGUGACAAAGCUUGUAUAAUUACAGUUCAUAAAGGAGUCAAUACAAAGAUGUGCAUGUUAUUUAAGAAAUGCUAAUGAUCAGCGAUAUGGUACUUUGAAAAGGUGUCCUUCUGAACUUUUUCAGAUCUCACAUUACUACAAUACACUUUGACAUAUUUUAUUUAAUUUAAGACCAAACCUAGUCUCAAGUUUUUUCAGCUUUAGGUAGUUUUGUUCUCAUAUAAUUAAGUAAAUCAACUUUUCCACCAACUCUGACUAGUUUUUCUUCCCUUAGAGGUGAAAAACUUUCCCACAGCAUGAUGACCCCACUGUCCUGUUGUUCAAGAGUGUGUAUGCAGUCUCAGACAACAAAAAAAGAAAAAAAAAAAAAAGGACCAAAACCAACAUGUUUUGUUAUUAGGUUUUAAAAUGAAAACAAUUUAAAACCACACAGUUAUGGACAUCUCCUCUGAGGUUUAUUUGGAGUGAAACAUCAAACCAUUUUUACCUUCUCAUUCAUAAGCAAACACAUGCUACUAAGUUCGACCUUUAAACAUGACUGAGUUCCCUCUUAGUUCAAUACUUUUUUUUAAAAUAUAUAUGUUCUUUAAAUCCAACCUGACACAUUCAUUAAAUCUGCAACAACAAUUGCCCCUAACCGAUCCUACGUUCAUACUAAAACAAAUAAUGGAAUAUGCACAGUGAAAAUAUCUCCUUUCAGUAUUAUGUUUGACCACAGUGCUUAGGGGCUCGCUGAUCCGUCUUGAAGCUCAGAAACCUCCCUUAUUAUGCUGAACCAUAACAGCUUGUUAAAAAUGGAAAUGCAGAGAUGAGAAAUAGCAAAGUCGAAUGCUUUUCCGAAAUAUAAAGUAAUGCUAAAAAAAGAAAAGAAAAAAUGUUUAAAAUCCUGGAAUGCUAUUCAUU